Fusarium tjaetaba is the source of this 948-nucleotide messenger RNA. RefSeq lists its product as uncharacterized. The transcript has a single exon. Bases 1 to 948 code for a protein of 315 amino acids. Gene Ontology annotation, cellular component: fungal-type cell wall. NCBI's taxonomy places the organism in Eukaryota, Fungi, Ascomycota, Sordariomycetes, Hypocreales, Nectriaceae. Gene Ontology annotation, biological process: fungal-type cell wall polysaccharide metabolic process. The record is from RefSeq and is a predicted model, not a curated record.
AUGCGCCAAUCAACUUUGUACCCAUUUUUAUGCCUCUGCAGGCUCGCUGAAAGCAUUGACCUCUCGUCAAAACGCGGCCUUGCAUACCACGGAGACGACCAUAAAUCAGAUAAUGAGCUCCUGAUCUCGAAUAAUUCUGAGAUCGCGUGGUAUUACACCUGGUCGCUUUGGCAAAACGACCAAAUCGGCAGUUCUUUACCAUUCGUGCCAUUAAUUCACGGCCUCGACGAUGCAUCGGAUUCUGAGCUCGAGUCGCGCCUAAAUGGACUACCCGAAUCAUCUACGCACCUCCUCACCUUCAAUGAGCCAGAUGGCGAAACAGACACCGGCGGAAGCGCGAUAUCUGCCAAAGAUGCAGCGCGCGCUUACAUAGAGCAUAUUGUCCCGCUGAGAAAAGCAAAGCGCAAGUGGUCAAUCAGCCAUCCCAGCGUUACCGGCUCACCACGCGGUCUCGAAUGGCUACGAGACUUUAAUGAAUCCUGCUACGACAUUGACGACCAUGGUUGUCCUACAGAUUUCGUCGCGGUGCAUUGGUACGGCGACGCAGGCGGUCUUAAAAAUUGGCUGGGAAGUUUGCGCGAGUUUUACAAUGAGACGGCGCCUGACGCACGGUUCUGGAUUACGGAAAUGGCUCUACCGAAAGGCGAUGACGAUGAGACGCUGGCUAUGAUGAAUGAGAGUCUUCCGUAUCUUGAUGAUAGCGAUGAUGUCCAGGCCUAUGCAUGGUUUGGAGCAUUUAGGAAGGAUGAUGCGAAUGAGUGGACUGGGGAUAGCGUGUCGCUGUUUGAUGAUGAUGGGGGUUUGACGAAGCUGGGUGCGGAGUAUUUGGGUGGUGAAGAGAAGGGAUUUGAGGAGGGAAUGAAGGGGGACUCGGCGGGAAGUUUACAGUCGCCUUCGAUGGGUAUCAUGCUGGCCAUGGCCCUGAUUUCGCUAGUUCAUUUUUGGUGA